CGUCGAGGGCUGGGUUGGCGGCGCAUUCUCCUGGCUAGGAGGGAACCAGCUAUCAGUCACAAGGAGGGGGUUCGACUGGGAGGGAGGGGGACUGACAUGUCUCUCGAAGACCCUUUUUUUGUAGUCCGAGGCGAGGUGCAGAAGGCGGUGAACACCGCCCGCGGGCUACACCAGCGCUGGUGUGAGCUCCUGAAGGAUGGCGCUGCGGUGGGACGCGAGGAGUUGGACUGGACCACCAAUGAACUGCGGAAUGGCCUGCGCAGCAUUGAGUGGGACCUCGAGGACCUGGAAGAGACCAUCGGCAUAGUGGAAGCCAACCCAGGCAAGUUCAAGCUCCCAGCAGGGGACUUGCAGGAGAGAAAGGUGUUCGUGGAGCGCAUGAGGGAAGCUGUUCAGGAAAUGAAGGACCACAUGGUCAGCCCAGCAGCCAUAGCCUUCAUGGAGAGGAAUAACAGAGAGGAGGUGCUGAUGGCCAAGCCAGAUGCUCAGAAGUCACACAGUGACCUGCUGGAUGCCAGUGUGGUCUCAGCCACCUCACGCUACAUUGAGGAGCAGCAAGCUACCCAGCAGUUGAUCAUGGAGCAACAGGACCAACAGCUGGAAAUGGUGUCUGGGAGCAUCCGGGUUCUGAAACACAUGUCAGGCCGUGUUGGGGAGGAGCUGGAUGAACAGGGCGUCAUGCUGGAUGCCUUUGCUCAUGAGAUGGACCUCACCCAGUCCCAGAUGGACAGGGUUCUCAGGAAGAUGGCCAAAGUGUCCCACAUGACCAGUGGAUGUCGGUUGCUGAGCCUCUCCCAUGGAAAAUGUCUUCUCUGGUGCUGCAAAUCAAACACAGGAGCUUUCGCGUGCAAAACGUGCACUCUACCGGUUUCACCCCAGCGUGGUUUUCACUAUUUUUCCUUUUUGGGCACUGAGAACUGAACUCAGGGGUGCUUUACCACUGAGCUGCAUCCCUAGCAAACCUCCCCCUUUUGUUUAUGAAUUUGAGAUGGUCUUGCUAAGUGAUCCAGGCUGGCCUUGAACUCACCAUCCUGGCUUAUCCACCCAAAUUCCUGGGGUUGCAUUAGUGUGUUUCCACAAACAUUUUCUCUUUUCUUCCAAUCAUGGGAGUGCUGGCUGUGAACAGGGUGAAGGGGCAAGUGUGUACAGGACUUCCUGGGUUCUGGAGGACUUAACUGCGGGGGCAGUAAGCCAGCAUCACUGUAAAUUCUAGAUAGUUGUAGCUUUAAAAAAAAAAAUCAGGAACUGAACCAGGGCUGCUAAACCACUGAGCCACAUCCCCAGCCCUUGAUGUAUUUUUUAUUUAGAGAUAGGGCCUCACCAAGUUGCUGAGGCUGACUUACUCAUGAUCCUCCUGCCUCAGCCUCCCAAACCAGAGAUUACAGGUAUGUGCCAGUGCCUGGCUGCCCCUCUAGCUUCUGAGGGGCUGUCUAGGAACCCACAGGUGCAGAUCGGAGAAGGAAGAGUGGUGGCUCGUGUCCACAGGGCUAGCCCAGGCGCACCCCCUGGAGUGAGCAGCAUGCUGCAGGACUGUUACAAAGGCGUUCAGUUUAUUCUCCUCAUCAGCAUCACUGAUAUUUUCAUGGUUCACAUUUCCCAACGCCGCUCCUCUCCUUACAGUAGUUAAUGUGCAAUCUCACUUAGGGCCGGGGAGGGGCGGGGGCUAGGCCCAGGGCAGGGAGGGCGUUGGCACUUCACGCAGGACAGGGUGGGCAGACCCGUGGUCUGUCCCCUGUGAAAGAGGCGUGGGUGAGUAGACGGCCAGUGGAGUUGGGGGAGGGCCCUAUUUUUUUUUUUUUUUUUUAAUCUGGUAGGUGGAUGAUUCUCCACUUGUAUUUCUUCCUGGCUGCCCAGGGUUGGGGGACCAUGCAGCUCAGGGCAGGGGAGGAGAGGAGAGGGGAGGAGAGGGGAGGGGAAAGCAGCUGGCCGCCAGGGCAGGGAGAUGCAGGGGUGGCUCCUGGGGUAAGGCACAACCCUGUCUUUGGCUCUCCUAGUGAGGAGUUUCCUCCCCUGCACCCCCUGCCCAGACCCCUCUUCCCACCCCUAACCCCUAGACACCCUCACAGUCCCGGGAGCCAGGAGCACCUCCUGGGGUCCCUGAAACAAGUGGGCCCUGCCACCCAACCCAGUGCUGCGGGGCUCAGAGAAGGAGCGGGUUGGGAGAAGACCCUAGUCCCAGAGAGCUGCCCCCUCACUAAGGCCUGGAAGGAGGGGAGCUGACUGGAGUCCCCACCUGCCCCUCACCUUGGCUGGGCCCAGCUACUUGCCAAGUGACCAGGAUAUUGUGCUUUGGGAUCAACGCUGGGGUGGGGCAUCAGGCCAGGGGAGGGUGGGGGGAGUGGGGGUGCGACUAAGGUGCUUGUGCUUUAGCUGGGGGUGUCGACUCCCCCCACACACUUGGGCCACCAGAGGCUAAGGUGCUGGGGAUAGGCCAGGAAAGCAGAGUGUCGGGACCCCAGCCAGACCUGACACAUCUGACAACCCCCAUCCCUGCAACAAGCAGAUAUCUGGAGGGACCCCCUACAGGCUAGGGGGGCAUGCUGCUGGGUUGGGGGUGAAGGUCUCCAAAUCAGAUUCCAAGGUUCCAACCCUGGCUGGCCCCCACCCGACCUCCUGCAAUCCCCUGCCUGCGGGAGAGAAGUGGCUGGGAGCUAGGGGCAGGCAGGAGUUUGGGAGGAGGAGGAGGAGAGAAGGACAGGGCAAAAGCAAGCUGAGAUGGCGAAAUGAUGAUGUGUCUGUGUUGGGGACCCCGGGUUCACAUGUAAAACUCAAAAAAACCAAACACUACCUCUAGGCGAAGUAAAAAGAGGAAUGGUGAGAGAAUUUCACAAAUGACUGCUAACAAUGAAUGUGGGCCCUGCCCUGCCUGCCCUGCCUGCCUGGCCACCCAGCCAAGGCCCGGGACAUCCUUUAGCUGUCGUCUGGGUGGGGAGUGAGGGGGAAGCUGGUUGGACCCCAGGAGCCCAGGUGAUGGCUGAGACUAGGGACCCACCAUGGAACCACACCCACACUCCAUGCACCCACACAUUCAGCCUGACCCAGCACCCCCAACCUGCCUUCCACAGCCCCCCGGGGAAUGAGGGGGACCUCAGACACAGUCCCGUUGGUUUGAAAAAUAAAAGGAAAUCUUAUACUUCAA
Molecule: messenger RNA, 3139 nt
Organism: Ictidomys tridecemlineatus (thirteen-lined ground squirrel)
Lineage: Eukaryota; Metazoa; Chordata; Mammalia; Rodentia; Sciuridae
Gene: Stx10
Product: syntaxin 10
Biological process (GO): Golgi vesicle transport; intracellular protein transport
Cellular component (GO): membrane
Molecular function (GO): SNAP receptor activity
Source: RefSeq, a predicted model, not a curated record